AGUGGUCAAUUCUGCUUCACGCCUCAUCCUCGUAACGUUGUUAAAGCUCUUGAGCGGUGAACAAGAUACACCGUGAAAGAGUGUCUUCCUGGAGAAAUGGGAAUAAAGAUUCCCAGCGGAGAUUUUGAUUAGUUGUGAUAUUUUACUACUAACUUCACUAUAAUCUGAAUUACUUUAGCCUUUUACUGGCAUUCACCCCUCUAGUCAACAACAUAAAUAGUGUAGAAAUAGGGCGUUACCUGUCCCUAUAUCCGUGGAGAGUUGAAUAGCGGCGUACGUGUUUUUAUCUCGGAGCAAAUACCUUACAUCUAUCAGGCGAGAUGAAGCUGUUCUCUGGUGAUCACUGCGGGCAUCUUCGGUAUGCUCAGUUUUGUGUUCCAGGCGACAGCGAUUGGGAGCGACUACUGGUACAUUAUUAAAGUGAACAGAACCAACCAGACCAAUACAGAGGUUUUGGAUUCCAAUUCCAGACUAUGGUUAAUUUACGAAGGUCAAAAGGUGUUUCAAAUUUAACUCCUCCAGCUUCUCUGAACCUGCGAUGCGCAUGUUGAACAUGCACAGUGUGGGUGUGGUCUUGCUCCCUCUUAGCCUGGUCCUUCUACUGUUUGGAGGAAUCUGUGGCUUGAUCAGUUCCCUGCCCUGGGGCCCCGCCCUCCUCACUAGCACCGUCUCCUAUCUCUUCUUCUGCAGUGUCCUGACCCUCUCCGGUGUCAGCCUAUACAUCAGCAACUCCGAGCAGGCACUGGCAGAGACCGAGAGUCUGGUGGGGGCUGAGCGUCUGGCCCAGGUGGUCAGCACCUCAUUCGAGCUGGUCCCUGGGCCUGGCUGUCCUUCUGCCUGGAGGUCCUCACUGGCCUGCUGCUGGCUGCCCACCCCGCCCUCCAGAGCGGCUCACCGGGCCACGGCAUGCCCUCUGUCCUAACCCAAGAGCCAGGCCCUACAGAAGUGUCACAAGGACUGUACCUUCAAUUUUCAAAUUAUUUUUUUGUGCUCGUCUCUGGCACCACAAAUGAAUUUCCCUCUGGAGAAAUAAAGUUCUUUAUUACAUAUUUAUUCAUCCUAAAUGCAGUAUGUGGUUUAUAGUCUGUGGGUAAAACAGCUGUCAUUUAAUGCCAUCUUGUGGUCUGAUAAGUUACUACAUUUCAAUUGGCAAAGGCUCUCAAAUAUGAAAUUGCUUAUUGUGGUCCUAUAAUGUAGGAUGAGAAAUGAAACACCAUAAUUACUGGCCUCAACCACAUCAGUCUGAAUGGCUGUUAGCUGUCACGGGGUUGCAUUUUUCGAACAUUGGCAAGUGAAGGGCUAUACGAAUAGAUGUCCUCAAAGCAAAAGCCAUAGUAGAAAUGCCUAGAGCAGACUGAAGGUGCAUCUCAAUAGACUGAAGAGGCUCCCUGUCCUUCAUCUGCACUGAUCUGCACAUUGAAAGUAGCUGAGAGCAAUGAAGUGGACAUGUCAGUGGACGUUAGUGUUCACCUGAUGAUUGAAGAGGCAAGAACUAAAGACCCUUUAUGUUACUUUGUCACGGUCAGUUAUUACUGUGGAAACCACAACAUCCACCCGCAUAAGAGAAAAUAAAAAGACAAGGGCCUGGAUUCAAUCCAAUCAGCAGUACACUACCGUUCAA
Messenger RNA from Oncorhynchus tshawytscha (Chinook salmon), 1621 nucleotides. Its product is annotated as transmembrane protein 235. Gene Ontology annotation, cellular component: apical plasma membrane. The transcript has 4 exons. Lineage: Eukaryota; Metazoa; Chordata; Actinopteri; Salmoniformes; Salmonidae. The coding region runs from base 539 to 922 and encodes 127 amino acids. The record is from RefSeq and is a predicted model, not a curated record.